Molecule: messenger RNA, 8346 nt
Organism: Heterocephalus glaber (naked mole-rat)
Lineage: Eukaryota; Metazoa; Chordata; Mammalia; Rodentia; Bathyergidae
Source: RefSeq, a predicted model, not a curated record
GCUUGAACUCGGGUCCUUGCGCUUGCACAGCAGGCGGCGAAACCACUGAGCUAAAUCCCCGGCCCCCUUCCUUCCUUUCUUUUUGAGACAGUCUCUCUAGUAGGUAACUCAGGCCAGCCUCAAAUUUAAGAUCCUCCCACCUCAGCCUCCUGAGUGCAGGAUUACAGCCGUGUACCCCCACCCCGCCAUGCCUACCCGUUAAUUAUUGAAGUGGUUUCCAACUCAGAAAAGUUGCAGGAAUCCGAAGCCCUCUGCUCAUCCUUCAUCCGAGGUGGACAGGCAGCCUGACGUGCCCCCCACACUCAAGAGUGAACCACUGUUUCCUUGCUGAACUGCUGGAGAGUUAAAUGGCAGAGACACUGGGUCCUGACUGCAGACGUAUCACGGUGUCUCUGAAGACCUCAGGACUGCAGGACCAUCCCAGAUGAAACACACGCCCAUGAUCAAAGUCAGGACCUUAACGCUGACCCCACGCUAUGCCCAAGGGUCAGUGCUUCUUUGGCCAGUUUUGAUUACUUUUCAGACAGACAGAAGUGUGCAGUGAACUCUGCCUUCUGGCUCCGGGGAGACUCUUGUCCCACUGCAUGGCCCGCCUCCUCCGCCCCGCCUGCCUGGGCUGCUGAACCGUGCAGCCCAGACCUGGUCGCCUGUGAGGCCUGCAGCGCUGGACUGAGAUGAGCAUUAAAUCUGUGGCUGGGCUGGAACCAACUUUCUUCUCUGGAGCUCAUGCAUGGCAGGCGGGUGCUGUACCACUGAGCUACGCACCAGCCCUGAAAUCAGCUCUCACCCAGAUAGGCAGGAGGGAGCAGCAUCUUCUGAAGGGUGGUCCCAGUCAGGUCUGUGUGAGGAGGGACCCAACCCCAGGGCUGCCAGAUGGGGGCCCAGUGUGGGGAGCAGAGGAGGCUGCCACACUCUGCCCCCCAGCCCUGAAGCCCUGCGCCUCUUGGGACUCCUGACACCCAGGUCUGCCUGGUGGUGGAAAAAGGGCUCCAGAGUCUGGAGUACCGAGUUCGAGUCCCUGUUCUACCACUUGUAGCCCACAUGGCCUUGUGCAGAAUCUCUGUGGCUUGGUUUCCGGGCCUGGGAAACAAGGGUAGGAGCUGUUGCAACCCCACAGGACUGCUGUGAGAAGGGGCUGCGGGUGCAGGGGCUCCACACAGAGCUGGGCACAUGGCGAGGACUCUGGAAAGGUGCUGGCUGUCCUGCAGGCCCAGCCUUGCGUUCGCUCCCUCCAGCCAUCCUCCCCACCCAAGAGAGACUCUGUCCAUAUCCUGUUCAUUAGCAACCCCACCCAGCUUUGAAAAAUUGGAGUGCUGAGCCACACGCCAGACCAGUUACCACGCAUCUGCAGGGCGGGACCCGGGCAAGCACAGGUUCGGAGCGCUCCCACGGCCUUGCUCUGUGGCCAGCUGCGGUGAGUGCAGAGUCUUGGUCGGCAGGGCCAAGGAAGCCCAAGACUCUGCUCUGCACAGGCCCGGGAGGCCCAGGGUGCUGCCAUCCCUGACUCCACUGGAGGCCCAGCAUGGCACUCAGCCCUUCGUCUGCCCCUGGGACAGCCCCAGGGCCCGCCGGGCUCACCCUUCCACGCUGCCGGCUGUAUCUGCUGCAGGCCCCAGCCUCUUCCCUCUUCUCCCCGCUUUUCUCCCCUGCCCUCCGUCCGGCUCUCUGGGCUCCACUCCCCAGCACACUGACCCACUGCAGCCUCCCACGUUCCUGGCCAUCAUGGUGCACAGAUCCCCAGGGGCUUCUGAGUGGACCUGAGGGGCCGCCUGCCAGGCCACAGCCAGCAGACUUGCAGGGCCCCCGGCAAUGGGGGGGACAGGCAGGCAUCGCAGCCCUGUACCAUCUCAGGGUGUCUGCAGAGCCGGUGGCCCAUUGGGGGUCACCGUACCCCUAGUUGCCCUGUCAGCCUAGCUCAGGGCCUGGCACACGGUGGCCUCCAGAUGCGAAGGAACAGCUCGUCACCCAUCCAUCCUCUCAGGUGCUGGGACCCUUCAAAGGGAAAUAAAUCCUUUCGAGCUCCACAGGCUGUGGCUAUGGCUCCACAACUGCCAGGAAGCUGAGCGUCCUGGGGCAGCUGAGCCUUGCUCUCCACCUCUGUAGAAUGGGGCACAGCCUACCUUGAAGGGCAGAGGAUGGGGGACAGGAGCACACAGGGCUCUUGUUUACCAGUGACUGGGGUUCUGAGGACACGUGGUUGCAGGGGCAUUGUGGAGCGUGGCUUGGGAUGAUUCUAAUUGACAGGAACUGGGUCCACACACCCUUCAUAGCUCCAUUCCUUAGACCUCCACCAGUCUUCACAGAGCAGGCCAAGUGGCUGUAGUAGGAAGGCCCCACCCUGGCGGCCUGGCCAGGGCUCCUCUGUCCCUGAGACCCUGUUCUCUGGGCUCUGUCCAGAAAGACUCGGUGGUUUUGGUUCGGCCUGUCAGCCUCGGCCACACCCUUGCUCUGAAGUUCACCGAGUGCAGCCCCAUGUCCCAGGCUCAGGUGUACUUAGCUUUGAGGCGCCCGCCUGGAAGGUUUUCUGAAUUUUGGGGCAAAUUCAGCCCAGGUGCAGUCAGUAGCUGCUGCAGCCUCACGGCGGGUCUCCGCCACUGCUCCUGUUGUGCCGAGCAGGGCUGGGGUGGGGGCUGGCCACACGCGCCUCGCUGAGUGCUGUCCUUUCUCUGCAGGCCGGAAACGGCGCCGACAUGGGGCUUAAGCUGUCCUGCCUAAAAGGCUUUAAGAUGUGCGUCAGCACCAGCGGCAGCCAUGAUGAGGGCCCCGUGCUGAGCGGCAAGUACCUGGAUGUGCCCAACAUCAUCAUCACGCCCCCGACACCCACGGGCAUGAUGCUGCCCAGGGACUCCAGGCGCACAGACUGGCUGGACAAGGCGGGGUCUUGCCUAGAUGACGCAGAGCUGGACCCCGAGGCAUGAGGAAUCCUUCUGCAUGGACCUGCACCGUGCUCAAAUCCUGGCCUUGGCUGCUGGGGCAGAUGUGCUGAACAGCUGGAUGGGGACUUGGACCCAGGGGUGGCAGAGUUAGCUCGAGCCCCAGGCCCCAGAGCACUGCGGAGAGGACAGACGCCGGCCAUUCUGGCUGUUGCUGGUCCCCGUGAGGUGGGGCGGAGGAGCCUGCCGCGGCCUUGACGAUCCUGCGGGUGCAAGCGGACAGCAGCUUCCAGAGGAACUCAAGCUCCCAGACCUGGCCCCCUCAGGUCACCGCAGCAAGAACUUCUGGAGAGAGGAGUGACUCUGUUUUUUACGAGUUGUUUAACAGGCUCUGAGGCAGUCCCGGGUGAUUUAUAAGUUCUUUUUUGCAUUAUAAACAGAGUCCAUGAUGAAUGGGGACUCGGACUUCACCCAGGGGGAGAGCAGAGAACCGCCCACUACGGGUCUGGCUUUGGGGGCUCAGGCCACGAGGGCCUCCCUCAAGUCCCAGCCAGGACCCCGCCAGCUGUGGGGCUGGUGACAGUUGUCUCCAGGACGGGGCAAUGCAUUGUUUAAGGGAACACGGAGGCCUUGGCAUCCUCGUGUCCCCAGAGACCACGCUGACCUGGGCUUGUGCCACUGUGUUCACUGCUUGGUUUUCCCACUGUCCCCGGAGGCAGAGCCUGAGCCAAGGACUGGGUGCAGGGGGUGGUUUGGGAGCACCAGGGGCACCAGCAGGGAUGGGCUGCUCGGUCACUGCAAGCUACACAGACCACAGUUGGCAAAGGGCAGGGCCAGGACGGACUGGGCCAGGCCUCCUUGUCCCUCCCUGUGGAGCCGUGGACAGCACCUGGCCCUCCUGCCUGCGACGUGUGACAGCUCCCUGAGUCUGGCUGUCCAGGGUCUGGUAGAGCUGAGUCACGUGGACACAGCUAACCUCAGCCACUGCCCUCAGAGGCCAAGCAACGUCAGGUGGCUGAGGCCUCACUGUGAAUCACACUGUACCAUCGACUCUGGCGUGCCCCGAGCCCUGGGGGGGACAAAGACAAUCAGGACACCCCAGGGGUGACAUGCAGAGCCAAAGGCAAGGGCUCCCUCCAGGCCCCUCCUGCUCCAGACACGGGCAGGGAAGGGGCAGGUCCCACAGAAGGGCUGUGGAGCCAGUGACCUCUGGGACACCUCACUGAGGUCCCCGGGGCCUGGGGAGGCCUGUGAGCCCCCAGCCUCCUCCCCACUGAAGGCAGCUCCUUGAGGUCUGCACCCUCCCUGCCCUUCCCUCCUCACUGGCCGAGCUGUUUCAGAGCGAGCUGCCCUUCCAGCUGCAGAGAACACAGGACACACACGGGAGGCAGAGGCUGGGACUGGGAGGGCUGGAUGUGUGUCCUGUGUGUCACACAGGGAGGCCUCACAGGCUGUGCUUGGUUUCAUGUCCUGCCCUUUCACCUCAAUCCACGCCGGGCCCUGAGGAUGCAGCACUGGCCGCGCCUGCAGCCCGGGGGAACGUGUCCUCUGCAGAGUCUCAGCCCUUCCCACUGCCUGCAGUGGCAGCGGAGCCCUGGGGUGGUGCUGCCUGCCCCACACAAAGCCAUCCUCCUCCCAGCUGUACCCUCCCGGCCCUCCCAGGAGCUCCGCUGGGACCCUUUGGCUCCUGGCUCCUACGCCUCGGCCACCCCAGUCUCCAGGUCUCCAUGUAGGUGUCACCUGUAGAUAAUAGUCACCACCAGCUGCAGUUCUAUGGGACCUGGCCCUGGACAGCAGCCCGCCAACCCCGGGCACUGCUGGGCCUCCGAGCGGCUGCUGCUCCUGGCUCCACCCCAUGGAUUCGCCUUUCCUCCUCUCCAAUGAGGUGUAAAUGGAGCCACGUGCCCCCACUUUAGUCCGGGGGAUGCUGGGGCUGGGCACACAGGCCAAGGGGUCCCCGCAUCUCCCCAGCUCUGCUCGGCUGCCUGCCGAGGCUGAUGGAGCUCUGUGCCCAGGCUUUUAGUGCCCAUGGCAACAGGCCCAGGGCUGUGAGCCGCUUGCUGGUGGGGGCGGGGCCAGCUGGGCUGCACUGCCAGAUUUCCCCAUCAGGCUUCCCUUGGGGCGGGGAUGGCAGGCCCCCUCCAUCCCGUGAGCAAGGGUCCUGGGCCUGGGCCUCUACACCAGUGCUGCAUUUCCAGCCUCUUGCAGCCAGAGGUCUCACCCCAGGCAGCAUCUCAGAGAAGGGAGCACUGGGAGGACCCUGCCCUGCGCCCCACACCCAGCACACGAUAGAAGUCCUCUGCGUGCUCCUGUGUGGGCAGGGACGAGACCAGGCAGGCCGCCCUGCAGCCCUAGUGCCCUCUUAUGAGCCAGGAGAUGAGGGGCAGAGCGAGGGCAAGCUUUGCUUUGUCAUCCGAAACGCCUUUGUGCCGCGUGACCUUGGACAGUCUCAACCUCUCUGAGCCUUUCCUCCACCUGUGAGGUGGGCACGGUGACCAUGCCUCCCUCGAGAGCAGUGUGUGAGGGCUAAGGAAAACGCCCCACAGGACACACAGACAUUGCAGUCGGCAGGUCCCUGCCUCUGGGCCUUGGCUUGCCACCGGGGUCGAGGACCAUGUGAAGCUGAGGCUCACGCUGAGCUCACGGAGCUCUGAACCCCCCAUGGACUGAUCCACGACAAAGUCAGAGCUGGCAGUGUCCCUCACUGCCCGAAGCCCUGUCCCAGCACCACUGGGGACCAAGCCCAUGAUACAGCAGCCUUGAGCGACACUUCCUAUCCACACCAUGACCCUUGCCCUCAGUGGAGACGGGGUCCGAAUUCAGAUCCCGAGUCAGGAGUCUGGGACGGCGUCUGAAGUAUUUUGUGUGAGUGUGUGUGUGUGUGUGUGUGUGUGUGUGUGUGUGUGUGUGUGUGAGAUAGAUACUGGGGAUUGAUCCAGGGGCUGCAUCCCCAGACAUGAUUGUUGUUGUUGUUGCUGUUAUUCUAAGACAGGGUCUCACAAACUUGCCCAGGCUGAACUCAAACUUGUGUCCUCCUGCCUCAGCCUCCUGAGUUUCUUUCUAACAUUUCUUUCUUUCAUUUGUUUGUGGUGCUGGGGAUGGAAUCCAUGGCCUAGAGCAUGCUAGGGAUCACUGUCCCCUGAGUGCCACCCCCAGCCCCACUGAACAGCUCUAAGCAGAUGCAGGGGCUCCCGCUGAGGGUCCAGGCCCACCCUUGAGUGGCAGGCUGCACAGCCACCCAGAGAUUCUCAGCCUGCCGAGCCCCCUGGCUGCCGGCAGCAGGAGCACAAGCCAGCUCCCUGCUGGUGCCCUUCUUACACCCUGCUCCCUGCCCACUGUCUCCUGUCUUGGCCUUACCUAUAACCCUCUUCCUCCUGGACCCCUUCUUGAGCCUGCUUCCCAACCAAGACAACCUUAUCCCCGCAUACCCUCCACUCAUGGCAAUCUGGAGCAGCCACUGCACUCCAGGCCCCAGUCCCGCCGUGGGAGCAACAGUGCCAGGUGAUGCUACUGCUGGCCCGUGGGCUUAAGCCCUCUGAAGCACCCCGAUGGCCCUAGUGUUUGUUGGCUGUGACACAAAGCUGGAGCCCCAUUAAGGAGGGGAUGCUCUGCAGGUGGGGUGCGUGCCUCAGGGCUGGUCCAGCAUGAGGACGACUUAGGAACCCAGAACCCAGAACCUUGCUCCCCAAGUCUUACUCUGAGCCUGUUCUUUCGUACAUGCUGGGGCUGGCUGCUGAGGUCUGUGGUUCAUCUCACGCAUUUUUAACGUCCAAGCCAAGAAUACCGAUUAAAGCCAACGAAGAAAACGCUCCGUGAAUGCCUCCCCCAAGUGUGUCGUGUUGGGUGGCCCCACUGGGUGACAAAGCCUGUUAGCCCUGACCGGGUGUCCGGGACAGUUCCCAGGUUCCAAGACAGGGAACGUUCUGGUCUCCCAACUUGAGAUGCAGGCUGUCUUCCUCCAGGGAUGAAGCAGGGAGGGGAGAAAAGUGUGAAAGCAGAUGGAAAUGUAAUUUUUUAAUGACAGCAGCAGAUGGCAAAAAGACACAAGAGUGUAUUCACACCAUGUCGGAGGCACACGAGAGCGCCUGGCCCCACAGUAGCGCACGUGGUGGGGCUGUUAUGUGGGCCCUGCUAGGCCUAGGGGGCAGCCAGCUGCAGGGAGGGCAGGCGCUGCCAGGCGGUGUGAGCCACAGGUAGGCGGGAGAUACCCGUGGCCACCUGCAUGGAUCCGGAUGGCUCCUGCCCCAAAGGAUGCUGGAUGCAGACAGGCCUUGUUCUCUGCAAGUCCCGUGGCUCCCCUGGCCCCUGCUGGAGUAACACAGGGGGCUUCCCUCCAGAGAUUCCCAUUCUGCAUUUCUUUUGUGCUGCUGUGAUUGUAUUUCUGGCCCCUUCCUUAGCUCAGUGACAGACACUGCCUGCUUUUCACCACUGCCUCUCAAGUUCCCCCAAGACAACAGGAGAGAGGUGUGGCAUCAGCUGGGCUGGGGGGGCUGAGAGCCCCGGUGCCCAGGCUGCCCCCCACCCCCGAGGCUCUGAUUUCCUCAGCCCAGUGAGGCUAAGGCCAAGAGGUGGGUGACUGUGCUGCCCACGGAGACUGCCAGGUCCUGAGGGUCUCCCCCAGUCCUACCCUUUGAUGCCUGGAAUCCUCUGCUUUCUUGGCCCACGCACAGUCUCCUUACUCACAGUAAGAAAGUCCGAGAAGUCAGAGGCUGAGUUAACACAUUGUGUGCCGUGGACCCCAGGGGCCUCCCAAACAGCUCAAUCCCAGAGUGACCUGGGCACUACCCCCUGGGGAGUUCUUGUCCCAAGAGCUGGCAGUGCAGACACCAGGAAGCAAGUGGAGCAGCUCAGUCCCCAUUCUGUUCCUGGACUGAAUGUGCUCUCUUGCCAGAGCUCGAUUUCCCCUGUGGUGGGGCCUUCCACUCUGGGCACUGCAGAGCAUUUCUGUGGGGUGGGGGGAGAUCAGCUGCCGUAAAAUGGGAUGUAUGCGAUGUCCGAGUGGAUGGCUCCCUUUGGUGAACUAUUCGGGUGGUCCAAAUUCUAAUGGAACCAAAAGAUACAGUAGAGCUAAGAUCCUAAGGAAAAAAUUGGCUCACAGAUUCAGGAUGGUUAUUAUAGUGUUUUAGGGAGCUGGGGACUUCAUAAGAAAUGAACUUUUUUUUUUGGUACCGGGGAUCGAACUUGGGACCUUGCACUUUCAAGGCAGGCGGUGGAACCACUGAGCUAAAUCCCCGGCCCAAGAGAUGAACUUUUAAAAAAUAUUUUUAUUAAUACAGGCACUAAUAUACUAUGUCGCUUGCAAGACAUAAUGAUUGUAUUCAUCACGGGGAGCCAGUGCAUGUAUAUAAUAUAUCUUAAUUCUUUUUUAUCCCUUCCCCUCCCUUUCCCUUUUGCAACUUGUAGCCAGAUGUGGUAGUGCACACCUGUAAUCCCAGCACUCUGGGAGCCAGAGGCAAGAGGACUGCAAGUUCAA